CUCUCGCGUUUCCGGCCGGUCUGAAUUCCGCUUCCGGCCCGACGCUGGCGUCUUUGCUGAGGGUCACAUUGAGCGGGGAGCUGCUUCAGGGGCGUCUUAGGAGUCAGCACCAUGGCAGAAGACAUCAAGACCAAAAUCAAGAACUACCAGACUGCCCCUUUUGACAGCCGCUUCCCCAACCAGAACCAGACCAGGAACUGCUGGCAGAACUACCUGGACUUCCACCGCUGCGAGAAGGCAAUGACUGCUAAAGGGGGUGAUGUCUCCGUGUGCGAAUGGUAUCGGCGUGUGUACAAGUCCCUCUGCCCCAUAUCCUGGGUGCAAGCCUGGGACGACCGCCGGGAAGAAGGCACCUUUCCUGGGAAGAUCUGAACUGGCUCCACUCCAUUUCUCCUCUGUCCUCUGUGCUUCUCCCAGGGUGGUGAAGGGGGACCUGGCUACGUGGUGAUCCCCACCCUGGGAUCCUGAAUCAUGGCUUAAUAAUAAAUACUCGUUGGAAAAGUAUAAGACUGUGAGUGUGUAAAAUAUGUGUAUGAUUGGGCAAGAGGCUGGCGUGGAGUUAGUACCUUGACCAGUAAAAGGGGCUUCAGGGUGAUUAUUUUUGCUAUUUUGUUUUACUUUUUUGUUAACUUUUAUUUUAUUAAACUUUCACCACCUCCUGUG
Diceros bicornis minor is the source of this 663-nucleotide messenger RNA. Its product is annotated as cytochrome c oxidase subunit 6B1. Gene Ontology annotation, cellular component: mitochondrial inner membrane; mitochondrion; respiratory chain complex IV. The transcript has 4 exons. Lineage: Eukaryota; Metazoa; Chordata; Mammalia; Perissodactyla; Rhinocerotidae. The coding region runs from base 112 to 372 and encodes 86 amino acids. The record is from RefSeq and is a predicted model, not a curated record.